Actinia tenebrosa (Australian red waratah sea anemone) is the source of this 3572-nucleotide messenger RNA. RefSeq lists its product as uncharacterized. Gene Ontology annotation, biological process: signaling. NCBI's taxonomy places the organism in Eukaryota, Metazoa, Cnidaria, Anthozoa, Actiniaria, Actiniidae. The record is from RefSeq and is a predicted model, not a curated record.
UUAUAAUUAAGAUUUUUUCGAGAUUAUUUUAAUUUCUUGAGUUAAAGAAUAAUUUUAGCGAGUUUCGACAAUUAUGGAUGCUACAAAUAAGAGAUAUGUUCACGACCAUGUUUCGUCCUACAAGAAUCGAGGAGAAAAGUUGGGAAGUUCAAAUCGGUUCGUUAGAGCUCAUCGUGCCAACGAAGAUAGGAAAGCCUUACGAUUAGAUGAGAUAACCAAAAGAAGAGGCUUAGUGUUGUCUCUAGUUAAUGAAUGUAACUUGUCUUUGGAGGAAAAUCCAAGUCAAAAGAAAACAACGGUAAAAACCAACGACAGCAAGGCCAGAGGCAAAGUCAAAGUAGCAAAAUCAAACAGUAAAGAAAAUGCGCCCCAGCCUCAAGUCACAGAUGAGAGAAAAGCCAUGCUCUUAAAAUGGAGGGAACAAAGAGAGCUUAAAAGAAAGGCAGAAGUUGCCAAGAAACAAGAAAAAGGUGUAUUUGCUGUGAGGCAUAUUAAAUAUGACAACAAAACUAUCCUGGCACCAUUUCCUAACAAAGGAACAAAGUUAACUCCUAAAAAACCCAAACCAGUUAGUGUACCUCCUGCUAAACGAGUGACACGGUCUUCAGCAAAACUAGCCAUCAGCAAGCAAGCAAGCAGAAAAGUAACAUCCAGUGCCAAAAAGCCUGUAGCUGUCAUUAAGGAUGAAGAUGUGCCAAAAAGGGUGACAAGGCAGUCUGUUAAGAGUAAGACAUCAUUAGCAGUUAAUCAACAUACAGAUAAUGAGAAAAAUAAACUUGAAGAAAAAAGCAAGAAAGAAAAAGAUCCCCCAGUUGAGUCUGAGAAGAAAGUCAUGACUCCAUUAGCUAAAAAAAAGCAACAAAGAAAGUCAUUUGCACCACCAAACUUCCAGUUCACUGCUCCAUCUGGUAUAUGCUCCUUUGAACACUAUUCCAAGGAAUUCAAGUUCCAGCCCCUAAGUCCUGCCAGUACUGAGAGCUUUUUCCAGGAAUUGGUCCCAGCCAUUCCUACCCCAGAAAACCAACGCCAUUUAAUUACCAAGGACAAUUUUAUUCUAAGAAAUGAGGAGGCUGAAAAUCAAUAUCCAGUUCUCAUGUCAGAAGAAACUGAAAAUACAAACACUGGUGUAAUCCCCUCAGCUGAUGUGAAAGAUGUGGAAAGCAGAACAGAGGAAAAUAAUGAGCAAGGAAGCAAAGCUGUGGAAAAUGAAGAUAAUCAACUUAGUAGCAAGUAUUUCAGGGAUCUCGUAUCAUCUGAAACUGAGAAACUCAAUCUACUUUGUGAAAGAUGGGAGAAAGUAAUGGAGUCAGAUAAUUGCUUACCAGAGGAAGCUAAAGGAAACAUCAGAACAGCCAUUGGUCAGGCACAGCUGUUGAUAAGUCAGCGAUUCAAGCAGUUUUCUGGUCUGAUUAACUUGAGUGAGGAUGAAACUGCAGAGAAGAAGGCAACAAUGUCAGAUCUACAGGGCUUCUGGGACAUGAUUUAUUUUCAAGUUGAAGAUGUGAACACUAAGAUGGACAGUUUAGAGAAACAAAAAGAAAAAAACUGGAUCGUAGAAACCAAGCAAGCCAAGACAGCAAGCAAAAAGAUUAAAAAAAAUGCCACAGCUAAAGGUGUUGGAAAAAGAGAUGCCAAACCUGCAGACAAGUCUAAAAUACAGGAAAUGAGGGCAGCCAUGAAAGCAAAGAUGGCGGAGAAGAAGAGACAGAUGCAAGCAGAAGAUGGAGAGAGUACCUCUUUCAUUACUGUUCUGACACCAGUAAAGAAAAGCAAGAAAUCAGGCUUAGCUGGGGAAGUUGUUCUUACUCCAGUCAGACGCUCAUUGCGCAACACACCAGUCAGCCAUUCAGGUGCUCCCCAUGCAAUGCCCAAAGUUAUAUCAACUCCUAAAAAGUUUGGAAAGAAAAGUCCAGACCUGCGCUUAACCCCAGAGGCAGUUGUAGGUACCCCUUGUAAUACUGGCUCAGAUCAAUCGUCUGAAGAGAAGAUGGAAAAAGAACAAGAGAUAAUGAAUGCUGAAGAAAUGAAGGUGGGAAGUCUUUCUUCCGAUCCUGAAGCUCAAACUAGUGAUUACCUUUCUGCUAAGGAGAAUAAUAUUGUCGAAAACACAGACGAAGAUAUGGAAAUGGAUCAGAAUGAGGUACAAAGAGAUACAAUUAAAAAGAGGCGAAGCUGUCUACGAUCCUCAACAAAAAAGAAGCGCAAAUCAUCACGCGUAUUUUUCCAAUCACCACAAUCUUCUGCCAACUCUACGGCCGGUGGUACCCCAGGGGCCAUUGGCUUUACCCCCCGGGUACAGGAGAACGUACGAUCGACUGGGAUAACAUUGACACCUGUGGCAGUUUCGUUUGAUUCUCCUCUAGUAGAGGGAAGCACUUGUUCUUUGAAUGCUGGCCAUACCCCAGCACCUUAUAGUGCUAGAAGAAGUAGUUUAAGAAAAAGAGCAUCAAAUGUAACUCCUGUUCGUCGAUCAACUCGAAGUCAUCCCAAUACUACCCCAGUGGAACAAGAUAACUCUUCCAGUGAUUCUGCACCAGAAAUGUCUACCUCGCCUGAGGAGACGCAUGUUGAAACGCCUAGUUGUGUUGACAAGGAAAUAGCUGUGAGGUCUGGUUCCAAAAGAAGAUCCCUGCGACGAUCCUGUAGAAAAAGUGCAGCAAAUGAACAGGGCGACCUCUUUCUACCAAAUAAAUACUUUCUUCCUUCAACAUCAAGCGAAGAAGAAGGCGACGACACUGCACCAGCAGCAUCUCCAGUUUUGGCGGGAAAAGUUUUGCUUCCCAACAGCCAAUCACUAGUCACCUUUACGCCAGUCAGGGACUCGUCAAACAAGUUAAACCAGUCAAGCAUGACUCCAUCCACUAUGUUCAUGGCUCUGAGUCUUAAUGACAGUGAAAAUGAAAGAAGAGAUUCAGUCUUCUUCGCCCCUUCUGGGUCAUUAAUAGAUAACAGUCAAUCAGCCAAAGAGAAUCUGAUAUGUUUUUCACCGGUCCCUGAGUAAAGCGACCAAAACAUAUACUGAACACUGUACAUAUUUUAACGCAUAUGAACAAGAGUGUUAGAGCGUUUUUUUGGAGAAUCUAUAUCUGUAGUUAUUUUAGAUUUAAGUAAAACGAAAAAAUCGUAGAUUUUUAGAAACGGCAAAAAAAGAGAAUGGCAUGGAAGUGAACUUAUAAAUGUUUUAUAGAUAACGAAGAUUCUAAGACUGAAACUGUUUGAAUAGUGUCUCAAAAUUGCAGUUUCUCCUAUAUUUCCAUUGCAGGAGUCCUAAUAACUUCCAUACCAAUCCAUUGAUAAUAUACUCUAACCUUUGCUUUCGUUGCACUCUAUUACUAUGACAAAUACUUGUCUUAUUAAUCGUUUUAUGAAAUACCCAAUACAGUGGUACUUUGAACAAGUCAUACAUUUAUAUUGCAUUUUAAUAUGGGGAAAGGCUAAAAAGUUUCAUAAGAAAUAUUAUUAUUAAUAUUAAUAAUAUUGCAAUAAAAUGUUUUACCAUCUACUAAUAUACAAAUUAAAGUGUUAAAAAAAMCAAGAUCUUUAGCUUCGUUAAUAAAAGCUAACUAAUAACU